Centruroides sculpturatus (bark scorpion) is the source of this 3142-nucleotide messenger RNA. RefSeq names its product FYN-binding protein 1-like. Gene Ontology annotation, biological process: integrin-mediated signaling pathway; protein localization to plasma membrane. The transcript has 14 exons. The record is from RefSeq and is a predicted model, not a curated record. Lineage: Eukaryota; Metazoa; Arthropoda; Arachnida; Scorpiones; Buthidae. The coding region runs from base 1521 to 3095 and encodes 524 amino acids. Gene Ontology annotation, molecular function: protein binding. Gene Ontology annotation, cellular component: plasma membrane.
CAUUGAUUAUUGCAGAAUUAAUUAUUUGAUGAUUAAUUUGCUUGUUUUAACAAUUGUUAUUUGGAAAGAAAUCAAAUGUUUUAUCAACUUUAUAUCAUUAUUUGGUAUUGCUAAUAUAAUUAGAUUUAUUUCCCUCAAUUUGCCAAUUUAACAUUGCAGAAAUCAUUAAGUCAUUUCUUUUAUGUCAGAUCGUGACAUACAGGAAAUCCUGCUUCAAACAUGAAUGUAUUCAGUAGGAAUUUAUUGUUUAGAGUGUAGAUUUUAGUCACUGUUGUGUGUCGUCCUUUGUAACCACAAAGAAUUUCCUGCAGUAAGAUCAAUCCAUUAGUGACAUAAUGAAUGUUUUCUUAAUAAAUUAAAUUUAUCCGAUAAAGAUAACUGUAAUUAAAAUUUCUACAUUAUAGAUUGAUUUGAAAUCUUAAUUAUUAGAAAAUCAAAGUACACUUGACAAAUUCAACUAGACAUUGAAUCAAAAAGAAACUAAACAGUUUAUGAGAUAGUCUAUUGUUUUAUGCUAAAUUGUCUUGAUUUCAAACUAAUUUUUAAAAUAUUACAAAAUAUUAAAUUAUUGUUAAAUAUAUAAAUAUAAAUUUCACCUAUUAAACUUUAACAUGGUAAGGAAUUAGAAAUAUAAAUUAUUUCUUCUAGAAAGCAUGAUUUUACAUUUUUGUUUUAAUAGCUUUGGUGUUAUUUUUCAAAUAAUCGGGAAACUAAGAAGAAUGUUAAUUUUAUAUUAUCGGAUUUAAUUUUCCGAUAACCAGUUAACGAAAACUUCGGCAAAAAAAUAAAUAAGUUAUAACGAGUUUUAACUUAAUUAAGCGAUAUGCCUGUAGGUUCAUAUAAAUUUUAAAAAUGGUCUUCCCCAGCAAAUCAAGUCGUUGACCGAUCAUAUCGUAACUACGAAAGGAAGUGGAAGUUUAAUUAUAUAUAGUAAAACAUCAAUCAUAUUGCGACUUUCAAACGGUAUUAUCUCUUUUACAGCUGUAAAUAAACCGGUUUAUUUGUAUGGCGAGAAACUUGUUUCUUGGGUUUUCAAAACCAGAACGAGAAGCACGGUUUCGAAUUAUCGGAAAAAGUGUAGAAGUGUUGUGAUUAAAUUUCAAUAUUCCCCCUCGGAGGGACGGUAGAAUGGAUAUUGUUAACUACUGCGCAACUUGUAUCAUGCUUCGUAAAACGUUAACAAUAAUCAGUUGGCGCCUGUGCAAUAAACACACAGGGGAUGCUUAGAAAUAUUCGGAAUGUAGAACAUUUUUCUUCGACCUCUAAUGUGGAAUUAAGGAAAUAGAACUGACUGUCCUUGUACCGUAUCAGGAGCAAAAGAAAAAUUGCCUGAAUUAAGGAAGAGGCCACUGGAAAGGAAAAGAACCACCUGCCAAGUUAAUGGAUGAGGAGAUAACGCAACCUCAAGUUCAAAGUUCCGUUAGAUGCGUUUCAGUACGACUCGUCCUCAGUUAUUUUAACUCCUGACGUACCAGUCUGAUGAGGUGAACAUCCCACUAGAAUCGCUAUACAGAAUAAGAAUGACAGAAACAAUAUCCAGGGGAAAUGUACAAGCUUUAAGAAAUUUCUUUGCUCAACAUUUUGAAUCAAUGAAAGCAAAUACUCAGCCAAGAAAUAAAAAUCAGAAAAGCAAAAACUUUGUAAAAUCAUCUGCAUCAAAUUUAAGUACUUCAAAACAAGAUAUUAGGAAUUUAGAUAUACCUUCUAUUUCAAGGUCACUUUCUGUCUUUGAUUUGCCAAACAAUGUAAAACUUCCAGCAUUUUGUAAAAAUCAAAAAACAACCAACAAGCCAAAUGAAGAAUCAGUCAAGAGUAGAGAAGUUGGUUUAGAUACUUUAUCAAAUGAUAGUGGUGUGGAAGAAAAUUAUGAAAGUAGUCCAUCAGGAGAUUGCAGACAAUCUUCCAUUUUUCAAAACAGACUAUGCAGUGAAAGUUAUAGCAGUGAUUGUGAAAAUGAUAACAAAUCACCCACAGUCAAUAUUAUAAAGCCUUCACUAAUCAAACAUGAAAAUUCAUUAAAAAGAACAGAUAAUCAAAGAAAUGUAAUGACAGUGUGGAAUAGAACUUAUGAAGUGGAUAUAAAUCAAGAAAUUGAAAAAAGACUAUCUAGUUCCCCUCAGAAGUUGUUUUAUUCUGAAGUUUUUAUUAAUAAUAAUUACGUGUGUAAAGCUCAAUAUAAAAGAACUAAACUUCCUCCUCUAGAUGUGUUGGGUCCUCCACCACCUAAACCAGUUAAGCCAUCUAAUAUUACUGUUUUAUUUCCAUUAAAAAUGAAAUGUAAUAUAGAGAAACCAUUAAUUUCAAAGAAACCUUCAAGAUUACCUCCUCCUCCACCACUUCCAUCUGCUAAUAAAAUUGAACAAAUGUCCAUUACUGCUACAGAUGUUACUAAUAACUCCACUAGAUGUUACAAUAAUAGAAAACAAAAACAGUUUUGGAGAGAGAAUGAUUUAGAAAAUUUCGAUAGUAUUUGGAGUGGAUCAGAAAUUAGAAAUAAUGAAUUAUCUCCACCAAUACUUCCUCCUAAAAAGUUCAGUUAUCAUUUACCACAGAACAAAAAUGAAAACUUUUCAGAUAAUAAUUUGCUUGAAGAAUUAUAUCAAGAUACACAGGUAAACGAUGAUAAAAUAUAUGAAGAAAUGCCUUUUUCUAAUUAUGAAUUUCAAGUAUACAGCAAAGGAAGGAAAAGAAGUAAAAGUCAGAGAGAAUUAUUAAAAGAUUUACAAAAGGAACAAAAAGAACACGAAAGGAGAGAAAGAGAAUUGGAUAAAAGAAGAAAAAAAUUUGGUUUAACAGGAGAUGAAAUUCCAUUAGAAAAAGGUUAUGUAAAAAGUGAUAGAAGAGGAAGUCAGAAUGAUUUAACUGUUAAGAAAGGAGAUAUACUAUUAAUUCUUAGAAUGGAAAAUAAUCCAGUUGGAAGAUGGCUUGUGCAAAAUGAUAAAGGAAAAAUUGGAUAUGUGGAAUUGGAUAAUAUAAAAAUGGAUGCUAAUUCAAUAAAAACAGUCAUGAAAGAAAGAAGAAGUUCUAUGGGAAGCAAAGAUGGCAGAACAUACAGUGUUUCCAGUUCUGAAGCUGUUUAUGAAGAAGCUUGUUGAUGAAGAGUGUAAAUAGCAAGAUUAUCAAUAAAAUAUCAACAAUUUAA